Messenger RNA from Caenorhabditis elegans, 716 nucleotides. RefSeq names its product DUF4129 domain-containing protein. The transcript has 5 exons. Bases 162 to 674 code for a protein of 170 amino acids. Lineage: Eukaryota; Metazoa; Nematoda; Chromadorea; Rhabditida; Rhabditidae. The record is from RefSeq and is marked reviewed.
CAGUCUCUUUUCCUCUCCCUCGUUUCCAAUUAGAAAACGACCUUUUUAUACCUUCGAUCACCACCACAAGUUGAAAACAAGUUGUUGUCGUCAAUUCUGGUGAUUCAUCAUCAUCCUCUGCCAAACAUAUUCCUCAUUUCAACAAUUUAAAAGAUUAUCUAAUGUUGAACAAUCUUGGUACUCGAUUAUUCAAAUCAGUUACUGAUAAAGCUGGCGAUCUUGGAGAUAAAUUUGAAGAAGAAUUCACACGACUUUCAUUUAAUAUCACAACCGAAGUCGACUCAAUUGUAACAGAAGCCAUCUCACUAUCAUCAUAUAUUAAAGUUGUUCUUGUUAUAUUAUCAAUUUUACUUAUACUUCUCAUCAUUCGGCUCAGUGCAUUUGGAAUACGAUGUCUUGUAUUCAAGGCUCGUGAUUGGAUUCACUCAAUUGAAAAUAAACCUUCACCUCAGGUAAUUCUCUUGAUGCCAACUGAAGAUGGUAAAUACAGAAAGAGUUCAAAAGUUUAUACUGAUGAACAGACAAGACAGAUUCUAGAUAAACUCAGAGAAGAUUCUAUUGAAUUAUUCAGCGAGUCUGUGAGAGCCUCAAGCAUGGAGACACGGAGAAAUCGACCACCAAAAUUAUCGGAGAGAUCAUUUAAGAAUUGGAAAGUUCCCGAAGAAGCCGUAUAAAUGUCCAACUUCCUUACGAAACAAAUAAACACAUAAUUUUUA